This is a messenger RNA of Oncorhynchus masou masou (cherry salmon), 1928 nucleotides long. It is a transcript of the gene arsb, whose product is annotated as arylsulfatase B. The record is from RefSeq and is a predicted model, not a curated record. Bases 232 to 1821 code for a protein of 529 amino acids. The transcript has 8 exons. NCBI's taxonomy places the organism in Eukaryota, Metazoa, Chordata, Actinopteri, Salmoniformes, Salmonidae.
AAUAUUCAACCUGGAAUACAGCGAAACAAUAUUGCGCGUGCAUUUCCUCAUCAAACACAUCUUGUGAUUUGUUUUGUUUUUAAUUAAAUAAACUACAUUACCUUUCUGAAUCAUGCUUUCGACUGCCUUUCAGGCGUUGCAGAUACUGUAGAUCUGUACUGCUCUAGUACUUCCUUGUUUACAUGAAUAGUAUAAUUUCUUUCGGGGUUUUCGAUUUGAGGAAGGGGGACAAUGUUUCCUGUAACAUUGAGUUGUAUGAUUGCCACUGCAAUUAUCUUGCUGUCAUGCCCCCUGUUUUCAGAGGGUAAACAGCCGCCGCACAUAGUAUUCAUUCUAGCUGACGACUUCGGCUGGAACGAUGUUGGAUACCACGGUUCAGAGAUCAAGACGCCGAAUCUGGACAAACUGUCGGCUAAAGGUGUCCGGCUGGAGAAUUACUACGUUCAGCCUUUAUGUACACCUUCCAGGAACCAAUUUAUGACCGGAAGAUAUCAGAUCCACACAGGCAUGCAGCACCAGAUCAUCUGGCCGUGCCAGCCCUACUGUGUUCCUCUGGAUGAGAAGCUGCUGCCACAGCUGAUGAGAGAGACAGGCUAUGCCACCCAUAUGGUGGGAAAGUGGCACCUGGGCAUGUACCGCAAAGACUGCCUGCCAACACGCAGAGGGUUCGACUCCUAUUUCGGCUAUCUGACAGGCAGUGAGGACUACUUCAGUCACCAGCGCUGCAGUCAUGUCCCUCUCCUGAACGUGACCCGCUGUGCCCUGGACCUGAGAGAGGGGGAGGAGGUUGCUACGGGAUACACAGGGACCUACUCCACUCAGCUGUUUACUGACCGGGUUACCAGCAUCAUCGCUAAACACAACUCCAAAAAGCCCCUCUUCCUCUACGUGGCUCUUCAAGCGGUCCACGCCCCUCUACAAGUUCCAGAGCGCUACGUCGCCCCCUACAGUUUCAUAAAGGACCCGAACCGCAGGCUGUAUGCUGGUAUGGUGUCCGCUAUGGACGAGGCUGUGGGCAACAUUACGCUGGCACUGCAGGAGACCGGCCUCUGGGACAACACUGUACUGGUCUUCUCUACAGAUAACGGGGGUCAGACUCUGGCGGGGGGUUCGAACUGGCCUCUGAGAGGCAGGAAGUGGUCACUGUGGGAGGGUGGGGUUAGGGGCGUUGGCUUCGUGACUAGUCCUCUGCUGAAACAACCUGGGACCGUCAGCCGCCAACUCAUACACAUCUCUGAUUGGCUUCCGACACUGGUGGGCCUGGCCGGGGGAUCGACCGAUGGGACGAAGCCACUGGACGGCUAUAAUGUGUGGAACGCUAUCAGUGAAGGUCACGCUUCACCCAGACUGGAGCUGCUACACAACAUUGACCCUCUCUACGUUGACAUCGCGCCAUGUCCAGGCAGUGCUUCCCAGGGGUUGCCUGUCUCUAAUGCUCCAGUGAGGCGAGGAGGCUCCACCUCCAACCCUUGGUCCUGGUCCAACUCAGGCUUCAACGUGUCUAUCCACGCUGCCAUCCGCAGCAUGCAGUGGAAGCUGCUGACUGGCUACCCAGGCUGUGACCGAUGGUUCACCCGUCCAGGCUUGGAGAACAGUUCUGGAACCAGUUCUGCUUCUGUUAGUCCUCUGAAGUCUGUGAUGCUGUUUGAUGUGGAGGCGGACCCAGAAGAAAGGGAUGAGGUGUCUGACCAGCACCCCAACGUGGUGGACAACCUCCUCAGGAGACUAGGCCACUACUUGCAGAGGUCUCAGCCAAUCACCUUCCCUGAUGACGACCCCAGGUGUGACCCUGGCACUGGAGCCUGGGGGCCCUGGGAAUAGACACAAUGGAUGGAUGACGAUGAAGGAGAAGUGUAAAGUGCCAGAUUCCAGCUAUGAAGAGACAUGAAGAGUAUUCAAGAUCUCAAUGAUCACUUUUCCUCCGGGAG